Onthophagus taurus is the source of this 933-nucleotide messenger RNA. NCBI's taxonomy places the organism in Eukaryota, Metazoa, Arthropoda, Insecta, Coleoptera, Scarabaeidae. The record is from RefSeq and is a predicted model, not a curated record.
AUGGAUAUUUAUAAUGACCCAAAUCCAGCAGGUUACAGUGGAAACAUCAUGCGCGUGGAAGCAAAAGGAAUUGUAGAUGGUAUAAGUACAUUUAAAUUUCUAGUGUCAUUUAUUACGUGGUACAAUAUUCUUUUCGAAAUCAACAUUACAAGCAAAUUACUGCAAAAUAAGAAUGCAGACAUAUUUGUAUGUACGAAACAGCUGGAAGUUACAAAGAAUUAUCUUGUAAGUUGUCGAUCAGAUGAAAACUUCGAAAAGAAUUUAUCAGAUGCUACACUUCUGGCAAACGAACUCGAUAUUGAUGCAAAUUUUCCUAAUGCACCUAGUAGGCGAAGGAAAAUUAAAAAACAGUUUGAUUAUGAAGCCGAAGGUGUAUCAAUACAAGAUCCCAAACAAAACUAUAAAAUAUCAUUCUAUUAUAUGAUUAUAGAUAAUGCAGUAAAUGCAAUACAGGAAAGAUUUAAUCAAAUGCAAGAGUAUUGUGCUUUAUUUGGGUUUCUUUACGAUAUUUUUAACUUAAAAGAUAAAAACGAAGCUGAUAUUCUUAUGCAAUGCAAAAAGUUUGAAAGUGCCUUAACGCAUAAUUCCUGUAAAGACAUUUAUGGAGAAGACUUAUGCUGGGAACUUCAAAGUGUGUCUCGAAGACUUCCAAAAGUAAUGGGCCCAUCUGAAGUUCUUCUUUUCAUUUUAAGGCAUGAUCUCCAGAAUAGCGUUCCUAAUAUUUACGUCGCGUUAAGGAUUUUAUUAACUCUCCCUGUUUCUGUAGCAAGUGGAGAGCGCAGUUUUUCUAGAUUGAAAUUAAUUAAAACGUACUUGCGCUUAACGAUGACUGAAGAAAGAUUAGUUGGAUUAGCGACAAUAUCAAUAGAGCAAGAACUGGCUUACAAUCUGGACCUCUGUGAAUUAAUUUCAUUAUUUGCAGUAGCAUUUUAA